AACUUUUAUCUUUUCUGUUUUGGUUUUGGCAUCAGUUAGACUACAUAGCAUGCUUUAUCAAAUUAUCAAAUAUUUCCUCUGUUUUAAUUAAAGCUAUAAAUACUCACUGAUUUUUCUGGCAGGUGAUGUUUGUAAAAAAUUGUUUUUCCUCUUUGCUUUUUCCAGGUGAGAAAAAAGAAAGUGAAGGUGUAAAAGCAACACAGUGGGAGACAUUUCCUCAGAUUUCCUAAGAUGGAAACCUUUUGCUUUAGGGCAUCCUUAUGGCUGGUACUGGUCGGAUGUGUGAGCAGUGAUAAUCCUGAGAGACACAGCACAAACCUAAGCCAUAACAUGGAUGAUUUCACUACUUAUCAUGGGACAGAGCUCAACCUCCUGGUUACCACUCACCGACCCACUAAUUUAGUCCUGCCCAGCAAUGGGUCAAGGCACAGCUACUGCCCGCAGCAGACUAAAAUUACUUCAGCUUUCAAAUACAUUAACACGGUGAUAUCUUGUACUAUUUUCAUCGUGGGAAUGGUGGGGAAUGCAACUCUGCUCAGGAUCAUUUACCAGAACAAGUGCAUGAGGAACGGCCCCAACGCGCUGAUAGCCAGCCUUGCCCUCGGAGACCUUAUCUACGUGGUUAUUGAUCUCCCUAUCAAUGUAUUCAAGCUGCUGGCUGGACGCUGGCCCUUUGAACACAGUGAAUUCGGAGUGUUUCUCUGCAAGCUGUUUCCAUUUCUGCAGAAGUCCUCAGUGGGCAUCACCGUCCUCAAUCUCUGCGCUCUGAGUGUGGACAGGUACAGAGCAGUUGCCUCCUGGAGUCGUGUUCAAGGCAUUGGGAUUCCCUUGAUUACAGCCAUUGAAAUUGUGUCCAUCUGGAUCCUUUCCUUUAUUCUGGCCAUCCCUGAAACCAUUGGCUUUGUCAUGGUGCCCUUUGAAUACAGGGGUGAACAGCACAAAACCUGUAUGCUAAAUGCCACCUCAAAAUUCAUGGAGUUCUACCAAGAUGUAAAGGACUGGUGGCUCUUUGGCUUCUAUUUCUGUAUGCCACUGGUGUGCACCGCAAUCUUCUAUACCCUCAUGACUUGUGAGAUGUUGAACCGAAGGAAUGGCAGCCUGAGGAUUGCCCUCAGCGAACAUCUCAAACAGCGUCGGGAAGUGGCCAAGACAGUUUUCUGCUUGGUUGUUAUUUUUGCGCUUUGCUGGUUCCCUCUCCACUUGAGCCGUAUUCUGAAGAAAACUGUGUAUGACGAGAUGGACAAGAACCGAUGUGAACUGCUUAGCUUCUUGCUGCUUAUGGAUUACAUCGGUAUUAACCUGGCAACCAUGAAUUCGUGUAUCAACCCAAUAGCUCUUUAUUUUGUGAGCAAGAAAUUUAAAAAUUGUUUCCAGUCGUGCCUCUGCUGCUGCUGUCACCAGUCCAAAAGCCUGAUGACCUCUGUACCCAUGAACGGCACAAGCAUCCAGUGGAAGAACCACGACCAGAACAACCACAACACAGAGAGGAGCAGCCACAAGGACAGUAUCAACUAACUGUGACAGGAGACAGCAAGCAGAAAAUCCCCUCCCAUGAUCCCGCCAGUACCCCUGAUCUUCAGAACUCUCUCCUCCAACCCUUUUCCAUCGCACAAUCCACCUCUUUAAGAAGAAAGGUUUCUAAACAUUUGCUAAAAACAACCAGAGGGAGUUAAUUUAGUCUCUCCAAGUCUCUGAACCUAACCUCUUUAUCUAAUUUUCAUAUUCAAUUUUGCAAAACAAACAACAAAACAGGGUUCAAGUGAUCAGUUAGGGCAAUGUCUCUGCCAACACUUUUUCUUCAACAAAUUCUAAAGCUACAAAAAUAUGGGCACUGAGGCAUAGAAAAGCACACACAGCAAUUGAAUAGCUACUAGUCAAAUAAAUUUUAAGAACCUUUCCUUUCUUUUCAUAGGAGUUCUUUACAGAUGUUAAACAUUUCUUUCUUAAGUUGAAAAAUAACACUUUGAGUUAAUUUUUAUCAGCCAAAUUUUUGCAUGAAAGUUUAUGUAGAAUCAGUAUCAUAUACCCAAAUUUAUGUGUCAUUCAAUGAUGCCUAAGAAUUUUAAUAUCACUGUACAGGAAUUUAAAGCCACAACUAGAAGGAAAAAAUAAUCAAAUAUGUUUAGACAAUGUUGAAAUUUUCAUUGAGAUUUCAUCUAGAUAGUAACAUAUAUAUUCAUAUUCAGUGGCACUUCAAAAGGCUCAUGGAAAUGAAAUUGAAAGAGAAGUUGCCGCCUCAUGGGUUAAGACACCUGUUUUAUUUAUCAAGUAAUUGGACUCCUGUUGCCCACAUAGGAGACCUGGAUUAAGUUCCCUGCUCCCAGCUUCAACCCCAGCCCAGCAGAUGUCACUAAGAAUAUUUGGCAAGUGAACUAGCAUGUCUUCCAUCUCUCUGUACAGCCGUGUGUAUG
Molecule: messenger RNA, 2411 nt
Organism: Ochotona curzoniae (black-lipped pika)
Lineage: Eukaryota; Metazoa; Chordata; Mammalia; Lagomorpha; Ochotonidae
Gene: EDNRA
Product: endothelin receptor type A
Exons: 7
Coding region: 232-1515 (427 amino acids)
Biological process (GO): G protein-coupled receptor signaling pathway; vasoconstriction; enteric nervous system development
Cellular component (GO): membrane
Molecular function (GO): endothelin receptor activity
Source: RefSeq, a predicted model, not a curated record